Molecule: messenger RNA, 1112 nt
Organism: Austrofundulus limnaeus
Lineage: Eukaryota; Metazoa; Chordata; Actinopteri; Cyprinodontiformes; Rivulidae
Product: E3 ubiquitin-protein ligase TRIM21
Biological process (GO): protein ubiquitination
Molecular function (GO): protein binding; ubiquitin-protein transferase activity; zinc ion binding
Source: RefSeq, a predicted model, not a curated record
GAUUCUAAUCCAGAGUUCAGACAUGUCUGCUGGCAGCAACCUGAGGUCUGAGGAUCAGUUCCGGUGCUCCAUCUGUCUGGACCUGUUCACUGAUCCGGUCAGCACACCAUGUGGACACAACUUCUGUAAAACUACAGAGAAACAGGCUGAAGACUUCAUCAAAGAUCUGGAACAGGAGAUCUCUGAGCUGAUGAAGAGGAGCUCUGACCUCAAGCAGCUCUCACGCUCUGAAGACCACCUCCAUUUCCUCCAGAACUUCAGCUCCCUGAAAGCUGCUCCACCAACCAAGAACUGGACCAAGGUCAGAGUCCAUCCUCCAUCAUAUGAGGGGACUGUGGUGAGAGCUGUGGCUCAGCUGGAGGAGGAGCUCAGGAACAAGAUGAAGAUGUUUGAGGCUGAGCUGAAGAGGGUCCAGAAGUUUGAGGUGGAUCUGACUCUGGAUCCUGAAACUGCUAAUCCUUACCUCAUCCUGUCUGAUGAUGGAAAACAAGUUCACCACAGUGAUGUGAAGAAGCAGCUUCCAGACAACCCAGAGAGAUUUUCUAAGUGUGCUAAUGUUUUAGGGUCUCAGAGUUUCUCUUCAGGCAGAUUUUACUUUCAGGUUCAGGUUAAAGGAAAAACUAAAUGGGAUCUAGGAGUGGUCAGAAAGUCCAUCAACAGGAAGGGAGACAUCACAGCGAGUCCUCAAAAUGGUUUCUGGACUGUUUGGUUGAGAAAUGGAAAUCAGUACAAAGCUCUUGCUGGUCCAGGUGUUGAUCUCAGUCUUCAGUCUGGUCCUGAGAAGGUGGGGGUGUUUGUGGAUUAUCAGGAGGGUCUGGUCUCCUUUUAUGAUGUUGAUGCUGCAGCUCUGAUCUACUCCUUCACUGGMUGCUGCUUCACUGAACCACUCUACCCGUUCUUCAGUCCCUGUAACAAUGAUGGAGGUAAAAACUCAGCUCCUCUGAUCAUCUGUCCUGUCAAUCAAUCAGCCUGAUGUUUCUUCAAAAGUCAACAGUUCAGCUGGUUUUAUUUCAUUUUAUCCACAUUUAUUUGGUUAGUUUUGAUCUCAAACACAAAAUUUCAUCAAUACUUAUAUGUAAUUCUCUCUAUUCUUUGAUAUUUUUAGUUUUUUU